UUUUUAACUUGUUUAACUACGGGUGGCUCCUGUUCAGAGGUGACAGCAUGCUGGCAGCCCUGGAAGCCCUCGCUCGCUCUUGGCGCCUCCUCGGCCUCCGCGCCCACUCUGGCCCCGCUUGAGGAGCCCUUCAGCCUGCCGCUGCACUGUGGGAGCCCCUUCCUGGGAUGGCCGAGGCAGGAGCCGGCUCCUUCAGCCUGCAGGGAGGAAAAGCCAUGGAGACUUCAGCAACCUCCUCCCAGCCUCAAGACAACAGUCAAGUCCACAGAGAAACAGAAGAUGUAGACUAUGGAGAGACAGAUUUCCACAAGCAAGAUGGGAAGGCUGGACUCUUUUCCCAAGAACAAUAUGAGAGAAACAAGUCUUCUUCCUCCUCCUCCUCUUCCUCCUCAUCUUCUUCAUCCUCCUCCUCCUCCUCAGAGAGCAAUGAUGAGGACCAGCACCCCAGAGCAACCGGAAAACGUCAACUGAGCAUGGGGGCUGGAUACCCCCACGGGAACGGCUCACCCGGUCCUGGGCAUGGGGAGCCUGACGUUUUGAAGGAUGAGCUUCAACUCUAUGGAGAUGCUCCUGGAGAGGUGGUACCCUCUGGGGAAUCAGGACUCCGAAGGAGAGGCUCUGACCCAGCAAGUGGAGAAGUGGAGGCUGCUCAGUUAAGAAGACUGAAUAUAAAGAAAGAUGAUGAGUUUUUCCAUUUCGUCCUCCUGUGCUUUGCCAUCGGGGCCUUGCUGGUGUGUUAUCACUAUUACACAGACUGGUUCAUGUCUCUUGGGGUCGGCCUGCUCACCUUCGCCUCCCUGGAAACCGUUGGCAUCUACUUCGGACUAGUGUACCGCAUCCACAGCGUCCUCCAAGGCUUCAUCCCCCUCUUCCAGAAGUUUAGGCUGACAGGGUUCAGGAAGACUGACUGAGGCCACUGCCAGGUGGGCAGCAGAAGCAGGCCCCGGUGUGACCACCACUGCGACCCCUGAGCCCACAAUGACAGAGCAGCAUUCUGAGAGACGCACAGGAGACCAAACCAGACUAAUAAACAGAACACUUUUCCUUCCAGGUGGUCUGAAUGUUGGCACCAGCCCAGGCAAGGGCAUCAUUUGGGCAGUACUGCUGUGCAAUCCAGCUGCCAGGAUGGAAGGCAGAGGGUGGGUGUGGGGCCUGAGCUUUCACAGUACCUGGACCAGCAGGAAGAUUCUGGGGGGGGUCACUGCUCUCAGAGGACAGCAAGAGACCCUGAGCUCUGCAAGCUGUGAUCUGUCUGCAUUCAUGGUUUUUCUCAAAUCCCAGGCUAUCCGCAUGUGCUCUCAGGUGCUACCGAGCCAUCCUGGGAGAGAUGGAUGGUCCACUGCCCUGAGGCAGGGAGCCACCAGGCUGGGGCCCCUUGGUGAACCUGAUGCAGGUAAGAUGCUGGGGACUAAAACCAUUUUUUUUUGCACCCAAAAAAAAAAGACAGGAAAAUGAUCAUCAGAAACUAAAUGGCAGCCAGGCAUGGGGGCUCACAACUGUAAUCCUAGCACUUUGGGAGGCUCAGGCUAAGGGUUGCUUGAAGCUAAGAGUUCAAGACCAACCUGGGCAACAUAGUGAGACCCCCAUCUCUACAAUUUUUUUUUUUAAUGACCGAAUGUGGCGGUACAUGCCUGUACAUACCUGCAGUUCCAGCUACUCAAGAGGCUGAGGCAGGAGGACUGCUUGAGCCCAGGAGUUCAGUGCUGCAGUGAGGUAUGAUCAAGCCACUGCACUCCAGCCUGGGCGACGGAGCAAGACUCUUCCUCUAAAAUUAAAAAAAAAAAAAGACAAAUAAAAAUUGCAUGUAUUUAUAGUGUACAACAUGUUUUGAAAUAUGUAGAAUGGCUAAAUCAAGCUAAUUAACAUAUGUAUCACCUCACGUACCCUUUUUUUAUGAUGAGAACAGUAAAAACCUACUGUCAGCAAUUUGCAAGUAUACAAUACAUUGUUAUUAACUAUGGUCACCAUGCUAUAUGAUUGAUAUCCUGAACUUGAACUGAGUUCUUGAUGGUCACAGACAUGCUAUUCUCAAAACUCAAAAGGGGAACUUCUGAGGUUUUGAUUUCAAGUACUUGUAUGUAACCUAAUUUAACGGGAGCCCAGAGUGCACAGAUCAGAUAUUUAUUAAACAUAUAAAUAAAACACAGUUUUCACGA
Molecule: messenger RNA, 2156 nt
Organism: Nomascus leucogenys (northern white-cheeked gibbon)
Lineage: Eukaryota; Metazoa; Chordata; Mammalia; Primates; Hylobatidae
Gene: TMEM40
Product: transmembrane protein 40
Source: RefSeq, a predicted model, not a curated record